Messenger RNA from Dioscorea cayenensis subsp. rotundata (Guinea yam), 2712 nucleotides. Its product is annotated as G-type lectin S-receptor-like serine/threonine-protein kinase SD2-5. Gene Ontology annotation, biological process: protein phosphorylation. Gene Ontology annotation, molecular function: protein serine/threonine kinase activity; ATP binding. Lineage: Eukaryota; Viridiplantae; Streptophyta; Magnoliopsida; Dioscoreales; Dioscoreaceae. The record is from RefSeq and is a predicted model, not a curated record.
UGCAGGUUACAUCUAUUCCCAAAAUCUCCCAAAGGCACCCCCACUAACACUUGCGAAUUAAGAGCGUGCGCGAACAUCGAGCUAAGAACGUCAGUCACCAAAAUAAAGAGUAAUGGCGACAAAGGGUCACCCUGCCUCCGCCUUCUAUGGUAUCUGAUGCAACCGUGUGGAGCUCCAUUCACAAGAAUCGAGGCACAGAACAAGCUCGUCCUUCUCUUGUUCAUCUUCAUCACCAUCUCUUCAUCUUUCUCCCAACCCUUUGACUACCCAACCGCCAACCUCUCCACCGUCUGGACCAACAACUGGUCCAUCUCCACCAACAUCUCCUACUCCGACGGCUCCUUCAUCCGAGUCAUCCUCUUGAUCGGCCGUCUCGGCCCUUCCUUCGCCUUCGGCUUCUACUGUUCCUCCUCUCCCUGCCUCUCCUUCAUCCUCUCCAUCUUCAUCGUCUACACCGACAGCGCUUCCAUCAUCCUCGAACCAACCCGUGCCUUUCCUCAAGUCCUAUGGUCACCCAACCGCUCCCGUCCCGUCCACGAAAACUCCACUCUCCGACUCACCUCCGACGGCAACCUCAUCCUCUCCGACUCCGACUCCACCAUUGUCUGGUCUACUAACACCUCCAGCCUUUCCGUCGCCAGACUUAAUCUCACCCACAACGGCAACCUUGUUCUUUAUUCCCGGAACAACGUUCCCGUCUGGCAAUCCUUCGAGCACCCAACUGAUACUCUCCUCGUUGGUCAGUCUCUGAUGGUUGGCCAGAGACUUACCUCCAACUCCUCCACCACCAACUCCACUGAUGGUCGAUUCUAUCUCACUGUUCUCUCUAACGGUUUAUAUGCUUACAUUGAUUCUAAUCCUCCUCAAAGGUAUUUCUCGUACGGGAUGUCAGGAACAAACAACAUCACGUACACCAAUGGUAGCCUAGUGUUCUCUACAGGCAAAGAACCCAUCUCGCUUCCACCACAAGUGGAAUCCAUGCAGUACAUGAGGUUUGAGUCUGAUGGACAUAUGAGAGUCUACACUUGGACAGAAGACUCUGGUUGGAUUUCACUUGGUGAUGUCUUCCCGGAAAUACAGAUUUCUACUUGUCAGUAUCCAACCGUGUGCGGUGCGUAUGGUAUUUGCUCGAGAGGCCAGUGCAGCUGCCCGGCAAAUGGAAGCACACCUUUCUUUGAACAGGUUGAUGGUCUUCAGCCCAGUCUUGGUUGCAGGCUCAGGACUAGUCUUUCUUGUCAAUCUAUUCAGGAUCAUGAGUUCUUGACUCUGAACAACGUUUCCUAUUUCAAUUAUUUCGACGAUAGCUUUUGUCAAUUCUUCCAUCAAUACUGAGCUGCCUGCAAACAAGCUUGUUUGGGGAAUUGUUCUUGUAAGGCUGCCUUUUUCCAGCAUGUUGCUGAUUUCUCAAAAGGUACUUGUUAUAUGUAUUCGCAACUCUUUUCUAUGUUGCGUAAUCAGCCAGAUGUUAGUCACUAUAAUUCCUCAGCUUAUAUCAAGGUUCAGGUAAAUCGGAAUACUACUGCUACUCCUCCAUCUUCAUCUCCAGGGAGGAAAUCAUCGAACCUUGGAGUGAUACUUGGAUCAAUGUUUGCAAGUUUGGCAGUAGUUGUUGUUGUUGUAAUGCUUGUUAUAUAUGUUGUUAUUAAGAGAAAGAGGAUGAGCUCUGAGUUGGAAGAAGGAGAUGAAUUUGAUCAAGUUCCGGGCAUGCCUACAAGGUUUUCAUUUGAAGAGUUGAGGAUUGCAACUGAGAAUUUCUCAAAAAAACUCGGUCAAGGAGGGUUUGGUUCUGUGUUUGAGGGAGAACUAGCAGAUGGUGUAAAGGUAGCAGUGAAACGAUUAGAUGAUGUUGGGCAAGGAAAGAAGGAAUUCUUGGCAGAGGUUCAAACAAUCGGUAGCAUUCAUCACAUCAAACUGGUGAGAUUGAUCGGCUUUUGCGCAGAGAAAACUUAUCGACUUCUUGUUUAUGAGUACAUGCCAAAUGGAUCAUUAGACAAAUGGAUUUUUCAUGCCAGUGAAGCUGAUGCUCUUGACUGGAACACAAGACAAAGGAUCAUUACUGAUAUAGCCAAGGGACUGUCAUAUCUUCAUGAAGAAUGUAGACAGAGGAUAGCACAUUUGGAUAUCAAGCCACAGAAUAUACUUUUAGAUGACAAAUUCAAUGCCAAGGUCUCUGAUUUUGGAUUGGCAAAGUUGAUUGAUAGAGAACAAAGCCAGGUGAUGACCAGAAUGAGAGGAACACCAGGUUACUUGGCUCCUGAAUGGUUGACUUCUAGAAUAACUGAGAAAGUAGAUAUAUAUAGUUUUGGUGUUGUUAUGAUGGAAAUAGUGUGUGGCAGAAAGAACCUGGAUAGUUCUCAAUCUGAGGAUAGCUUCCAUUUGAUAAGAAAGCUGCAGAAAUUCAUUGAAGAAAAUAGGAUUGAAGAUCUGGUUGAUGGUCAAUGCAGUGAUAUGCAAUUGCACCAGGAUGACGCUGUUGAGGUGAUAAGGCUUGCAAUGUGGUGCUUACAAAGGGAUAGCAGUAAAAGGCCUUCAAUGUCUGAAGUGGUGAAAGUUUUGGAAGGUUCAAUGAGUGUUGUGGAUCAGCAACUAGACUUUGAUUUCUUGUCUAUAGCUACACCUCUACCACAUGAUGCACAGCAGGGGAAUGCUUCUGUUGUAUUAGUUGAGUCUGUUUUGUCAGCCCCAAGAUGAAGUUAAAUUUCAUCAAAUUAG